Messenger RNA from Solanum stenotomum, 663 nucleotides. Its product is annotated as nucleosome assembly protein 1;4-like. Gene Ontology annotation, cellular component: chromatin; nucleus. Gene Ontology annotation, molecular function: histone binding; chromatin binding. Gene Ontology annotation, biological process: nucleosome assembly. Bases 1 to 663 code for a protein of 220 amino acids. The transcript is spliced from 7 exons. The record is from RefSeq and is a predicted model, not a curated record. NCBI's taxonomy places the organism in Eukaryota, Viridiplantae, Streptophyta, Magnoliopsida, Solanales, Solanaceae.
AUGACUGCACUUCUGGAGAGUGAACGUGAUGGGCUUAAAGCUUUAUUUUCGAAGGAGAAGGCUGUACUUGAAGCUAAAUAUGAGAAGCUGCAUGGAUCGUUGAACUCGAAGAGAUAUGAAAUAGUAAAUGGUGUUGUUGACGUGAAAGGUGAUAAUAUGGGGACAGGAGAUGAGAAAGGUGUUCCCAACUUCUGGCUGACUGCAUUGAAGUCCUAUGCGAAAUACGAAGAGGAGAUCUACAUCUCAAAGCGGGAUGAAGAAGCUUUAAAAUUCCUCAAGGAUAUUAAGUGGUGCAGGGUCGAUCAUCCAAAGGGUUUUAAGUUUGAUUUCUUUUUUGAUACAAACCCUUUUUUCAAGAAUUCUGUAUUGACAAAGACCUGUCACAAAAGGGUAAAUAUGGCUAUGGCAGAAGACGUAACAUGGACGGAUAUUGAAUGGUUUCCAGGAAAAUGCUUGACAAAGAAGAUUGUAAAAUGCAAUCCAAAUAAGAGGUUAAUAAGUGCUAAACCAAUGAUCAGAACUGUCAAUUGUCAAAGUUUUUUCAGUUUCUUCAAACAGCCACCGGUCCAAGAACUCCCGUAUCAUAUGCAAGUAGAUUAUGAAGAUUAUGAAAUUGGGUCUGUAGAUCAUUUCUCUUUGCUUGGAUGUUGCCUUUUGAGUUGA